UCUCUCCCCUACCCUCCUAAAUGAAGCCAGGAAAGAAUGCCCAGAGUCACCGCCAACUGGUGGGCGCACUUUUCCUUUAAGGCUGCCUUUGACGUUGCACGGGUUCCAGAAGGUUCUCCCGGGAUUCGGGCAGUGGCCAGUACGUCCCACGUUCUCAAACCGGAGAUUGGACUAAAAUAGUUGUCCCCCGACUGGGGUCUGAGCCCCACAGACCAACCAAUAAAAUCAAAGGGCGCGUGGAGUUCCCGCCCUCUGUCCCUUUUACCAAUGACACGACGAGAUAGCGAAGAGGUGUGGUUGAUUGAUCCCAAAGUGCACCAAUCAGACCCACACCAAUCACGGCCCGGAAUGUGUGCGCGUGUGGCCGGGUGACAGGGGCGGAGAAUGGGCGGCUACCACAGAGCCACUCGUUGAAAGCUGUCCAAUUACAGCAGAGGCUGAGCUGAGUGACGGGCAGACGGCGCAAUGGGCAGCGCGGAGGCGGAGCUGUGGGGGCGGGUUCCCGGGCCCGCUGGCCGCCGGCGGCGGGCGGGCGACUCCUGUCCCGAGUGGAGGCGGCGGAGCCAGAGCCGGGGGAGGGGGCAGCGGCUGUCUGACGGACCGCGGCGGCGCCCGCAGCUCCUCACUGAAACAAGGACACCAGUGCCGGUCCAGUGGCUGUGAUGGGAAAGGAUUACUACAAGAUUCUUGGGAUCCCCUCGGGAGCCAAUGAGGAUGAGAUCAAGAAAGCCUAUCGGAAGAUGGCCUUGAAGUACCACCCAGAUAAGAACAAAGAACCCAACGCUGAGGAGAAGUUUAAGGAGAUUGCAGAGGCCUAUGACGUGCUGAGUGACCCUAAGAAACGGGGCCUGUAUGACCAGUAUGGGGAGGAAGGCCUGAAGAGCGGCGGCGGUUCAUCAGGGGGCUCCAGUGGCUCCUUUCACUACACCUUUCAUGGGGACCCCCACGCCACAUUUGCCGGGCUAGGAUAG
Molecule: messenger RNA, 971 nt
Organism: Physeter macrocephalus (sperm whale)
Lineage: Eukaryota; Metazoa; Chordata; Mammalia; Artiodactyla; Physeteridae
Product: dnaJ homolog subfamily B member 5-like
Exons: 3
Coding region: 663-971 (102 amino acids)
Cellular component (GO): cytosol
Molecular function (GO): protein-folding chaperone binding
Source: RefSeq, a predicted model, not a curated record